Geodia barretti is the source of this 996-nucleotide messenger RNA. The record is from the annotation of a GenBank genome assembly. Lineage: Eukaryota; Metazoa; Porifera; Demospongiae; Tetractinellida; Geodiidae.
AUGCUCAGAAAUUUAUUUAAAGGUCGUGAUAGAAAUGAUAUUGAAUCCAAUGCUGAAGACAAACAGGAAAACUGGUUUAAUCGACUCAAGUCCGGUUUGGCGAAAACCCGGAACCAGUUCAUGUCUCAGUUGUCAGGGCUCCUGCGGAUCGGGAGAAAAAUUGACGAGGACCUGAUGGAGGAAAUUGAAGAAAUUUUGAUCCAAGCAGAUGUAGGUGUUGAUACGACGUUGAUGUUAAUGGAUAACGUGAGGGAGAGAGUAAAGGCAGAGGGGUUGAGUGAUUCUUCGGAGUUGGAAUCGGUCAUAAAAUCGGAAAUUCUGAAGCUGCUUGGCGAGGAUAUGCCUCUGCAAGUUAAAGCUGAAAAACCGUAUACAAUUUUAGUUCUCGGUGUAAAUGGUGCCGGAAAAACGACGACUAUCGGUAAACUCGCGAAUCGUUUUAUCACGGACGGGCAUCGCGUGCUUGUCGCUGCAGGUGAUACGUUUCGUGCAGCAGCAGAAGACCAACUCGCGAUCUGGUGUGAGCGGGCAGGUGCCGAACUGAUCCGCGGAGGAGAGAGUGCUGAACCUGCUUCUGUCGUCUUUGAUGCAAUUCACGCAGCGAAGCAUCGCAAUGCAGACGUACUCAUUGUGGAUACCGCCGGGCGGCUGCAUACCAAAAAACCGCUGAUGGAUGAGUUAGCGAAAAUCGGGCGUGUGAUGGAGCGAGCACAUGCUGGCGCACCGCAUGAAGUACUUCUUGUCGUUGAUGGGACGGUGGGCCAGAAUGGUUUGAUGCAGGCGAAAACUUUCAACGGCGCGGUGCCGAUUACCGGUGUCGCUGUUACGAAACUCGACGGGACAGCAAAAGGGGGGAUCGUGAUUGCCGUGAAUGCGGAGAUUGGCGCGCCGGUCAAACUCAUCGGGAUCGGUGAGAAACUUGACGAUUUAAGGGAUUUCGCGGGAGCAGAUUUCGUUGAAGCACUCUUUGCAGCAGAAGAAACAGCGGAUACAUAG